AUGGAGAGUGAAGUUCCGCGUCCACUAGCUGAUUUUCCAGUGAACAUAUGGGAAGAUAUCUUAAAUUCCUUCUCAAAGUCUGAUCUCGGAACUGAUUCACUUAAAGAGAAGCAUCUUACUCUAAAGGAGGCUGUGAAUGAGUUUUUUAUGGCGUCAAGAGCGGAUCCAAUAGAGAACAUCAAGUUCAUCGACACGCUCUGUCGCCUUGGUGUCUCCUAUCAUUUUGAAAAAGAUAUCACAGAGCAACUGGAGAAGUUGUUUGAUUGUCCUGAUUUUAAUCAGAAGAUAAGACAAGACGGUGGUGAUUUGUACACGGUUGGAAUUGUUUUCCAGGUUUUCAGGCUAUUCGGGUUCAAACUUUCUGCUGAUGUGUUUAAAAAUUUCGAAGACGAGGAUGGGAAGUUCAAAGCACACUUAGUGGCAGAUGCAAGGGGAAUGUUAAGCUUGUAUGAAGCUGCACAGUGGAGAACUCCUGGAGAAGACUGUCUUGACAAAGCUCUCGCCUUCUCAAAUUCUCAUUUGGAAGAAAUCUCUUCUCGGUCUAGCUCUCAUCUCGCAAUACGUAUCAAGAACGCCCUAAAACAUCCAUUUCACAAAGGCAUAUCGAGGAUAGAAACGAGGCAAUAUAUCUCUUACUACGAGGCAGAAGAGAAGUGUGAUGCAACAUUACUUGAAUUUGCAAAGAUUGACUUUAAUUUGCUGCAAAUGCUGCACCGCCAAGAGCUGGCUUGUGUAACAAGGUGGCACAAAGAAAUGGAGUUUGAAUCUAAAAUAACAUACACAAGACAUAGAGUAGCCGAGGCCUACUUGUGGGCACUUGGAACAUACUUUGAACCUGAAUAUUCUCAAGCACGAGUUGUAUUAGCUAUUAUAGUCAUCUUAUACACAGCACUUGAUGAUGUGUAUGAUGCGUAUGGCACAAAAGAGGAACUUGAGCUCUUCACACAUGCAUUGGAAAAGUGGCUUCCCGAAGCCCCUACCGAGAUACCUGAUAGCAUGAAACACUUUUACCGUGUCAUAGUAGAUUUCUACGAAAAACUCGAGCUGGAGCUUGAGAAGGAAGGAAGGUCAGGCUGUGGUUUCCAUCUUAAGAAAUCAUUGAAAGCAACAGCCAAUGGAUACAUGCAAGAGGCAAAGUGGUUGAAAAAGGAUUAUACUGCUAAGUUUGACGAAUACAAAGAGAAUGCUAUCGUGUCUUCCGGUUACUAUGCCAUGAUGACCGUGACGUUCGCGGGAAUGGGAGAUGUCGCAAAACUUGAUGCUUUUGAAUGGUUAAGCUCGCAUCCUAAAAUUAGGGUAGCAUCUGAGGUACUCGCUCGAUUCACAGAUGACAUUACUAGCUACGAGUUUGAAAGCAAAAGGAAACAUGUGGCGACAGGGAUUGAUUGUUACAUGAAGCAAUUCGGUGUUUCCAAGGAGCGAGCCGAAGAAGAAAUAUUCAACAUUGUUUCAAAUGCAUGGAAAGAGUUGAACCAAGAGCUAAUGAGGCCUCACUCAGUCAGUUUCUCUUUGUUGAUGCCAAUUCUUAACCUUUCACGUGUCAUCGAUGUUUUCUAUAGGUACCAAGAUGCUUACACCAACCCCGAGUUCUUGAAAGAUCACGUCGUCUCUUUGCUCAUUGAAAAUAUUCCCAUUUGA
Eruca vesicaria subsp. sativa (arugula) is the source of this 1638-nucleotide messenger RNA. The record is from the annotation of a GenBank genome assembly. Lineage: Eukaryota; Viridiplantae; Streptophyta; Magnoliopsida; Brassicales; Brassicaceae.